AUGGCAGCUCGCCUGCGGGGAUGGCUGCUCUGGGCCCUACUCCUGAAUUCAGCCCAGGGUGAGAUAUACACACCCGUUCAUCAGGCUGGCUUCUGCACCUUUUAUGAAGAGUGUGGGAAGAAUCCAGAGCUGUCUGGAGGCCUCACGUCACUGUCCAAUGUAUCUUGCCUGUCUAAUACCCCGGCCCAGCAUGUCACAGGUACCCACCUGGCCCUCCUCCAGCGCAUCUGUCCCAGCCUGUACAACGGCCCCAACACCACCUUCGCCUGCUGCUCUACCAAUCAGCUGGUGUCGCUAGAAAGGAGCCUAUCUAUCACCAAGGCCCUCCUCACCCGCUGCCCGGCCUGCGCUGACAAUUUUGGGAGCUUGCACUGCCACAACACUUGCAGCCCUAACCAGAGCCUCUUCAUCAACGUCACCCGUGUGGCUGAGAGGGACGCCGGGCAGCCUCCAGCUGUGGUGGCCUAUGAAGCCUUUUACCAGCGCAGCUUUGCAGAAAAGGCCUAUGAGUCCUGUAGCCGGGUACGCAUCCCUGCGGCUGCAUCACUGGCCGUGGGCAGCAUGUGUGGGGUGUACGGCUCUGCCCUUUGCAAUGCCCAGCGUUGGCUGAACUUCCAGGGAGACACAGGGAACGGCCUGGCUCCUCUGGACAUCACCUUCCACCUCUUGGAGCCUGACCAGGCCCUGCCAGAUGGGAUGCAGCCUCUGAAUGGGGAGAUCACACCCUGCAAUGAGACCCAGGGUGCAGACUUGGCAGCCUGUUCCUGCCAGGACUGCGCAGCGUCUUGCCCUGUCAUUCCUCAGCCCCCGGCCCUCAGCCCUUCCUUCUACAUGGGUCAAAUGCCAGGCUGGCUGGCUCUCAUCAUUAUCUUCACUUCGGUCUUUGUGUUGUUCACUGCCAUCCUCGUGCGUCUCCGAGUGGUUUCCAACAGGAACAAGGGCAAGACAACAGACUCCCAGGAAGCCCCCAACCUCUCUCAAAAGAGCAAAUUCUCACCUCAUACCGUCCUUGGCCGGUUUUUCCAGAGCUGGGGCACAAGGGUGGCCUCAUGGCCACUCACCGUCUUGGCACUGUCCUUAAUGGUUGUGAUCGCCUUGUCAGUAGGCCUGAUCUACAUAGAACUCACCACAGACCCUGUGGAACUAUGGUCAGCCCCCAAAAGCCAAGCCCGGGAAGAGAAGGCUUUCCACGACGAGCAUUUUGGCCCCUUCUUCCGAACCAACCAGGUUUUUGUGACAGCUCGGAACAGGUCCAGCUAUAGGUACGACUCCCUGCUUCUAGGGCCCAAGAACUUCAGCGGGAUCCUGUCCCUGGACCUGCUCCUGGACCUGCUGGAGCUCCAAGAGAGACUUCGACAGCUGCAGGUGUGGUCCCCUGAGGCGCAGCGAAACAUCUCCCUGCAGGACAUCUGCUAUGCCCCCCUCAACCCGCACAACACCAGCCUCUCUGACUGCUGUGUCAACAGCUUCCUUCAGUACUUCCAGAACAACCGCACACUCCUGCUCCUCACGGCCAAUCAGACGCUCAGUGGCCAGACUUCCCUGGUGGACUGGAGGGACCACUUCCUGUACUGUGCAAAUGCCCCUCUCACGUUCAAGGACGGCACGUCUCUGGGUCUGAGCUGCAUAGCUGACUACGGGGCCCCUGUCUUCCCCUUCCUUGCUGUCGGGGGGUACAAAGGGACGGACUACUCCGAGGCAGAGGCGCUGAUCAUAACCUUCUCGCUCAAUAACUACCCCGCUGAUGAUCCCCGCAUGGCCCAGGCUAAGCUCUGGGAGGAGGCUUUUUUGAAGGAAAUGCAAGACUUUCAGAACAGCACGGCUGACAAGUUCCAAGUUGCGUUCUCAGCUGAGCGCUCUCUGGAGGAUGAGAUCAACCGCACCACCAUCCAGGACCUGCCUAUCUUCGCCAUCAGCUACAUUAUCGUCUUCCUGUACAUCUCCCUGGCCCUGGGCAGCUACUCCAAAUGCAGCCGAAUAGUGGUGGAUUCCAAGGCGACUCUGGGCCUAGGUGGGGUGGCUGUUGUGUUGGGAGCAGUCGUGGCCUCCAUGGGCUUCUACUCCUACCUGCGUGUCCCCUCCUCUCUGGUUAUCAUCCAAGUGGUACCUUUCCUGGUGCUGGCCGUGGGAGCAGACAACAUCUUCAUCUUUGUUCUUGAGUACCAGAGGCUGCCUAGGAAGCCUGGGGAAGAGCGAGAGGCUCACAUUGGCCGGACGCUGGGCAGUGUGGCCCCCAGCAUGCUGCUGUGCAGCCUCUCUGAGGCCAUCUGCUUCUUUCUGGGGGCCCUGACCCCAAUGCCAGCUGUGAGGACCUUUGCCUUGACCGCUGGCUUAGCGAUUAUCCUCGACUUCCUGCUCCAGAUGACUGCCUUUGUGGCCCUACUCUCCCUGGAUAGCAAGAGGCAAGAGGCCUCUCGCCCCGACUUCUUAUGCUGCUUUUCAAACGGGAAACUACCCCAACCUGAACAAAAAGAGGGGCUCUUACUCCGCUUCUUCCGGAAGAUAUACGCUCCCUUCCUGCUGCACAGGUUCACCCGUCCUGUUGUGCUGCUGCUGUUUCUGACCCUGUUUGGAGCAAAUCUCUACCUCAUGUGCCACAUCAGUGUGGGGCUGGACCAGGAACUGGCUCUGCCCGAGGACUCCUACUUGAUAGACUACUUCCUCUAUCUGAACCGGUACUUUGAAGUGGGGCCUCCGGUGUACUUUGUCACCACCUCGGGCUACAACUUCUCCAGUGAGGCAGGCAUGAAUGCCAUUUGCUCUAGUGCGGGCUGUGACAGCUUCUCUCUAACCCAGAAGAUCCAGUAUGCCACCGAGUUCCCCGAACAGUCUUAUCUGGCAAUUGCUGCGUCCUCCUGGGUGGACGACUUCAUCGACUGGUUAACCCCAUCCUCCUGCUGCCGCCUUUAUGUCUUUGGCCCCAAUCAGGGUGAUUUCUGUCCUUCAACCGAUACUUCCUUGAACUGUUUAAGAAACUGCAUGGACUUCACUCUGGGCCCCGUGAGGCCCACGGCAGAACAGUUUCACAAGUACCUGCCCUGGUUCCUGAACGACCCACCCAACAUCAGAUGUCCCAAAGGGGGUCUAGCAGCGUAUCGAACCUCCGUGAAUUUGAGCUCAGAUGGCCAGGUUAUAGGUAAAGUUGGAAUUACUAGCUACAAACUGGAGCACGCUUAUUCCAUCCCCCCAGCUAACUCUUCUAUAAAGUUCCUAUCUUCCAAGAGGUUCAUGGCCUACCACAAGCCCCUGAGGAACUCACAGGACUUCACAGAAGCUCUCCGGACGUCCCGGUUGCUAGCAGCCAAUAUCACAGCUGAACUCCGGAAAGUGCCUGGGACAGACCCCAAUUUUGAGGUCUUCCCCUACACGAUCUCCAACGUGUUCUAUCAGCAGUACCUGACUGUUCUCCCCGAGGGAAUCUUCACUCUCGCUCUCUGCUUUGUGCCCACCUUUGUGGUCUGCUACCUCCUGCUGGGCCUGGACAUGCGCUCGGGCAUCCUCAACCUGCUCUCCAUCAUCAUGAUCCUCGUGGAUACCAUCGGCCUCAUGGCCGUGUGGGGUAUCAGCUACAACGCUGUGUCCCUCAUCAACCUUGUCACGGCAGUGGGCAUGUCUGUGGAGUUUGUGUCCCACAUCACCCGGUCCUUUGCUAUAAGCACCAAGCCUACCCGGCUGGAGAGGGCCAAGGAUGCUACUGUCUCCAUGGGCAGUGCGGUGUUUGCUGGCGUGGCUAUGACCAACUUCCCAGGCAUCCUCAUCUUGGGCUUUGCCCAUGCCCAGCUUAUCCAGAUCUUCUUCUUCCGCCUCAACCUCCUGAUCACCUUGCUGGGUCUGCUGCAUGGUCUGGUCUUCCUGCCGGUUGCCCUCAGCUAUCUGGGACCUGACGUUAACCCAGCUCUGGUACUGGAGGAGAAACUAGCCACAGAGGCAGCAGCAGCCCAAGACCCCUCCUGCCUGAAGAACCCCUUCCCUGCUAAUGACUAUGUUAAUCACAGCUUUGAAGAAUUUACCCCUGGAGCUAGUGCUGCUGGCUCUGUGCCCAAAAGUGGCCAAAAAUUUUAAUGGGGUAGGAGCUCAUCCGGGCUCCGUGGCUCUUGCUGAUGAGGGGACAAUGAAGGUCUUCCCUCUGGUGGUCCUCAAGGCUCAGGGGAAGUUGUUCCGGAAAAAUGGCUGGCAUUGUGGCUAUGAAGCAGCCAUCAGCAUUGGCAGUGGCUCCCCUGCUCCCACACCAGGUCCCCGAGGUCUCGGUCUGCGUGAGAUUGCCUCCUCCUUCUGGUCCAGGGUCCUGGAGCUGCUGAGGAUGUUUGUCUCGGGCUCAGUCAGGGUAUAUAUUUCUCACCCAGCCUUUCCUUCCCUUAUCAAAAAUAUCUCCAGGGGCUGGAGCGAUGGCUCAGUGGUUAAGGAGCACUUGUUGCUCUUACAGAGGACCCAGGUUCAGUUCCCAGCACCCACAUAGUGGUUCACAACCAUCUACAACUCAGUUCCAGGGGAUGUGACACCUUCUUCUGACCUUCACAGGCACCAGGCACGUGUGCGGUGCACGUAUUUUAUGUACAGGUGGAACACUCAUAUGCACAAAACAAAUAAAUCUAAAAAAGAUUUUUAAAACAAUCUCCAGGACCAGUGAGAUGGGUCAGUGGGUAAAGGGGAUUGCCAGGAAGCUUGAUGACCUGAGCUUGAUCCCUGGAACUCACGUGGUGGAAGGAGAGGACCAAUUCUCCCCCAUGCUCCUCUGACUUCCACGUUGCCUGCAGUGGCACCCCCACCCCCACACAAUAAAUAAAUAAAAUAUAAUACAAAAUUUAAAAGAUCCCCAUUCCAGGAUGGGGUCGUAGCUUAGUGGUAGAGCAGCAGCACGCUAGCCUUGUGUACAUGGGGUGCUGCGUUCCAUCCUCAGCACUGCAGAGGGGAGUGAGCGAAGGAGAGAUCCAAGCUUGUCCCUAGCAUGAUACUACUUUCAGUAACAUUAACUAACUGCCUUUGUUAACAGCACCCUUGCGAACAUUAAAAAACAAAUCUCCAUUCCACGACAGCAAGUCUUUUAACAUUCGCAUCCUGAGAACAGAGAGUGACCCCACCUUGGGCUGUGACAUUGUAGGAGACCAGGAAAGACAAAGAGUACCCACUGUUCUUUCUGGCCUGAGGAGGAGGUUCUCACAGCACUCUGGUAGUGGUUGAUCUCAUGUGGAAUAUGGCAUUCAGUUUGGCCUGUAGCUUCAGCAACUGUUAAGCCUGUUAGAGGCAGCUGCGUGUCUGUGUGAAGGUUCCAGCCUGGGUCUUGUGCCUGGAGCACAGGCCCAUUGGCUUCACAUUGGCUUCAGUCUGCCCAACCUGGCAGAGACAGAGAAGAUGCCUUGUUCUUUGAGAAGCACAGACUGCUUAAUAAACGUUUGGUGAACAGAAGUGGUGUUUCCAUCACAUGUCCUGCUCUGGCUCCCUCAGGGUUAAGGAUAAUUUUUGCAUAUGAUACAAUGAUACGUGUAUCGGGGACUGAUUUAUGGAAAUAUUAUGUUUUGUUAUAUUUUUCCUUUCUAUUUUCAAGAAAAUAGAGAGCCUGUGAUGGGUGGCAGGACUGUCCAUCACCAUAAGGUGCAGGGUUAUAACACGGGGCUUUUCCCUCACCUGGUGUAGCCUGUGAAGUAGGCACAUUUGGAGAACCUGCUGGAGAAUCCCAGGGUGCAUUCAAGAUUGAGGGACCCAUUCAGUAAACUACCAGCUCUGAAAAGGUGCUCUGCCAGGGUGAGAUUGCCAAGGAACAUUCCAGAUGAAUGUUUUGAGCUUUUUCAUUCCCUGUGUCCAGCUCCUAUUUAGCUGAGGAGCAGCUGUGGUAGAUGGAAAGGAGUCAGCACCUCUGGGACCUCCUCUCUGCUUUCCGGUCUGCCAGCUCCCUGUGUAUCUCACUUGACUAGCUGAUCUUGAAGAGGGUCACUGGCAGGCCAGGAAGGAUGGGAAAUCUGGUUAAAGGAGAUCAGCCACAGAAUGGAGGUUGACUCUCACAAGUCACAUUGUUACAACUCCACAGCUGCAGGAUAAACAAAUGGGUUUGAAGAACAAAAUAGAUUCUAACACUGACAUUUCAAAUCAGGGAAGAACAGACCGUUCAAGUAUACGGCAUGAGAGCAGCUAUUGAGUCGUCUGGAUCAAAAUAAAGUAUCUGCAUGUCACAUCACACUAGCAAUAAAAAUGGACAAAUCAACUGUCCUAUGCAUGCUACUGGGGAAGAAAAUCCCACUCUGUCUUAUAUCCAGCUGUGACCCUAGCCAGCUAUAACUGGCCUAGCAAGGUCCGUCCACAGGUGCAAUAGUGACAUGAAAUUUGUGGGACUAACCAACCAAUUUCUAAUUUUUUUUUUUUUUGGUUUUUCGAGACAGGGUUUCUCUGUGUAGCUUUGCGCCUCUCCUGGAACUCACUUGGUAGUCCAGGCUGGCCUCGAACUCACAGAGAUCCGCCUGGCUCUGCCUCCCGAGUGCUGGGAUUAAAGGCGUGCGCCACCACCGCCCGGCCCAAUUUCUAAUUUUUAAAAACGAACCUUUCCAUUGAUUGAUUGAUUGAUGUAUAUGCACGUUUAACUUGCAUUUAUGUAUUUGCACCAUGUGCAUCCCUGGUGCCUGUGGAUGCCAGAAAAGGGCAUCAGAUCUCCUGGAACUGGAGUUACAGACUGUUGUGAACCACCAUGUGGGUUCCUCUUCAAGGAGCAGCAAUACCCUUAACUGCUGAGCUAUUUCUUUUUUUCCUUUUUUUUUUUGGGGGGGGGUUUCGAGUAGGGUUUCUCUGUGUAGCUUUGGAGCCUUUCCUGGAACUCACUCUGUAGACCAGGCUGGCCUCGGACUCACAGAGAUCCACCUGCCUCUGCCUCCUGAGUGCUGGGAUUAAAGGCGUGCGCCGCCGCCGCCGCCGCCGCCGCCGCCGCCACCACCACCCGGCCUGCGGAGCUAUUUCUCCACCACCACCCCCCGCCCCCAAUAAACCACUUUCUGAUUGCAGUCAGCUCUGCAAGGUAGAACACAUACAUGCCUGGUACCAUAAACUGGGCUAAAAACUUGUAGCUGACUAGGCCAUAGGCCAUAAGGGAGAACCUAGUAUUAUUACUCUGUUAAAUGGACAGUUACAGACUUCCCUCCAAGUCCUCAUCGUUAUACUCAUAGAUCAGUGCAUCUCUGAACUUUCAUCAGAGAAGCUUCUUUUUGAAGUUGGUGGUGAUGAAUACAGCCAACAACAACUGGUCAACAGGCAGAGAAUAAGAGAUUUUAGAAUGCUCAACUCUAAGCGGGACGUCUACAUCACGUCCCCUCCCUACAAGGCUCAGAGAUCAUCAUGGAAAAGAGGGCAGAAAGACUGUAAGAGCCAGAGGGAGUGGACCACUGUAGGGAAACAGUAUUUGUCACUGGAUAGAACCAUUGCACGCAUGAGCUCACAGGGGCCGGGACAGCAGGCACAAGACCUGUGUAAGAACAAGCCAGCCCAAAUCUUAGCAUGGAUGAGGGAGGGGCUCACCAAGUGUCACCCCACCUGUGGCGGUAUUGGCAACUGAUGGCUACAUAAACAGUCACUUUUCUCCAGGGAUGCAGGCUCUGAGAAGCUACCCAUGUUCCAGGAGAUGGUCCCACAUCCAUGCACACAUAGGCAGCACUGAAUGGAUAUAAAACUUCAGAGAAAGAGAGAGGCUGUGGGGAGAGAGAGUAUGCACAGGCAGCUGGGAGGGAAAACUUGUGUGGAGUUGGGGAGGUUCUGGAGGAAAGAGAAUAGAGGGUAGAUUGUAUCUGAACACACUAUAUCUAUGUAUGAAUAUUAAAUAAAAUAUUUUAAAGCCCACAAAACUGUACAACCUCUAGAAAAAAACCAUAGGGGAGCCUAUAUAAUCUUGGGAGGGACACUAUUCCCAAGCAUAGACCCAGAAGCCAUAAAGUAAAAGCAAAAGAUCUGCCCAAAUUAAAACAGAAACCUUCUGUGAUACAAACCAAAAUAAACAAAAUAAAGUCCUAAGGAAAGCUGGGAGAUGUGUGAUGGUGGAGAGAGACUGCUGAGGACACAUGAUGUUGACCUCUGGUCUCCAAAUGUAGAUAUGUGGGCAACCCUCCUACAUGUGUGCAUUCAUCAUAUAUACCUAUACCCCCCGCCACCAGCUAAUAAUAAAAAGAUAAGCUGCUUUUGUUGUUGUUGCUUGAUAGCUCAUUACUUCUUAUGGCUGAAUGGUUUUCAUUUCAUGAAUCAUUUCCCCAGUAACGGCCACUGGGCUGCUUCUUAUUUUUAGCAGUUAUGAGGAAGGCAGUGGACAUUUCUUUACAGGUUUUCAUAUGAUCAUAGUUUUCAAACAAGUUGGGCAAAUGUACAGUAGUGUGUUUGCUGCACUGUAAAAUUACGUUUAGCUUCCUACUCCAUUUUAGGUUUUUCUUUUCUCCUUCCUUUCUUCCUUCCUUCCUUUCUUUUUUUUUUUGACAAGGUCUUCAUUGACCCUGGAUUUGGCUAAACUGAAUGUUCAGUACACCUGCCUUAUGGACCCUCCUACACUGCCUCUGGAACACUGGGUUGUUAUUAUUAUUAUUAUUAUUAUUAUUAUUAUUAUUAUUAUUGAGACAGGAUUUCUCUGUGUAGCUUUGAAGCCUGUCCUGGAUCUCACUCUGUAGACCAGGCUGGCCUCGAACUCACAGAGAUCCACCUGCCUCUGCCUCCCGAGUGCUGGGAUUAAAGGCAUGUGCCACCACCGCCCGGCUUGGGCACUGGGAUUAUAAGCACACAUUGUCACACAGGGCUUUUUACAUGGUUGCUCAUGAUCAGAACGCAGAUCCUCAUGGUUGAACAGAAAGCACUUCAGUAACUGAGCCCCCUCCCCAGUCUCCUUUAGUCAGAAAUGUCUUCAUGGCACAGUUAUCCGCACACUUACUGCACUACUUGUGUAUUCUUGCUAAUCCUCGGAUGCCGAAUACAAGCAAACAUUGUUUCAGACCAUCACUCAUCUCCCAGCUUUCUUGAGGACUUUGUUUUAUUGUUAAAUAAUCUUCUUUGCUUUUUGAAUGGGCAAUUCAUGCAAAUGCUUUCAUAAGUAACCUUCCUUCCUAUUUUGUAUUCUAUUUCUCCUUGAUUCUCUUUUUUGAACGAGAGUGUCAUGUGGCUCAGGCUCAGAACUCUAUGUAGCUCUGGUUGGUAUUCAAUUUCUUUUUUUUUUUUUGGUUUUUCGAGACAGGGUUUCUCUGUGUAGCUUUGCGACUCUCCUAGAACUCACUUGGUAGCCCAGGCUGGCCUCGAACUCACAGAGAUCCGCCUGGCUCUGCCUCCCGAGUGCUGGGAUUAAAGGCGUGCGCCACCACCGCCCGGCUGGUAUUCAAUUUCUAAUCCUUCUGCUUCUACAAACAGAUGCUAGCAUGACAGAUGUGUACCACUCUGACUGACUUCUGAUCUCUUCCUUGUGAUACUUUAGUUAUUAAAGAGUUAUUCAAAGUGGCUGGGAAGAUUGCUCAGUGGUUAAAGCACUUGCCAUGCAAGUGUGGGGACUAGAAUUCAGACCCCAGAAUCCAAGUAAUGAUCAAUGCUUUCCUUCUUUCUCUCUUUCUUUCUUUUCUUCCU
Peromyscus californicus insignis is the source of this 9561-nucleotide messenger RNA. RefSeq names its product NPC1 like intracellular cholesterol transporter 1 (gene Npc1l1). NCBI's taxonomy places the organism in Eukaryota, Metazoa, Chordata, Mammalia, Rodentia, Cricetidae. Gene Ontology annotation, molecular function: lipid carrier activity. The record is from RefSeq and is a predicted model, not a curated record. The coding region runs from base 1 to 4062 and encodes 1353 amino acids. The transcript has 20 exons. Gene Ontology annotation, cellular component: membrane.